This is a messenger RNA of Nannospalax galili (Upper Galilee mountains blind mole rat), 951 nucleotides long. RefSeq names its product mitochondrial ribosomal protein L36 (gene Mrpl36). The record is from RefSeq and is a predicted model, not a curated record. Gene Ontology annotation, biological process: ribosome biogenesis; translation. The transcript has 2 exons. The coding region runs from base 156 to 470 and encodes 104 amino acids. NCBI's taxonomy places the organism in Eukaryota, Metazoa, Chordata, Mammalia, Rodentia, Spalacidae. Gene Ontology annotation, cellular component: mitochondrial large ribosomal subunit; ribosome. Gene Ontology annotation, molecular function: structural constituent of ribosome.
CGGCGCUGAUGGGGCCUGCGCGGCGCCCUUUGACCUCCGACCAUGACUUUGAGAAGUGAGGUCCUAAGAGGUGCCGAGGAGCCGGAGUCGGGGUGACGCGCUUCCCUCCCCGCGGGUUGUGCAGGAGUCGGGGUGCCCGCGGGCCCAGCCCCAGCAUGGCUGCUCUGUUUAUGCGGACCUUGGUGGCCUCCGUUGUGGAUCCCCUUCUGCGCCUGAGUCGCGUGGCCGUGAAGCCCCAGGCCUUCUCCACGGCCCUGGCGGGGACCCUGAGUGGCGCCCCGCCCUGCGCACAGGUGCGCUCGCUUCCGCUUCUCCGGUGCCACGCCCAGCCACACCUGCAGCCCUCCCAAGGCUUCAAGACCAAGGGCGUCCUCAGGAAGCGCUGCAGGGACUGCUACCUGGUGAAGAGGCGUGGGCGCUGGUUCGUCUACUGCAAGACCAACCCCAGGCACAAGCAGCGGCAGAUGUAGCCCUCGUGGGAAAUGGUUCUGGCCUUACCAGAGUCAAAUAAAAUGUGAACCAUAAUUAUGAUCCGUGCGCCUCAGGGUUCUGCUGAGCCUGCUUCCCUCCACGUGAGUUCCUUCGUGAUCACUGAGAUUCAGUGAGGCCAGAAUCGUUGUGAAGCAGGAACACACAGCUGGCCUUGUCUGCAGCCGCAGAGUGCGACCCCUUUCUUCCUCCCUUUGGUCUUUUUCAGACGAGGUCCCACAUUACAGCCCUGACUGGUCUAGAACUUGUAGAGAUCCCCUGGUGGUGCCUCUGCCUCCCAGCCAUGCACCAACCACCAAGGUCGGCAGACUCCAAGUGCUUUAAGAACUGACUGAGUCUGAAGGCUCCUGUGGGGGCAAAACAACCCGGGCAAUGUUGUCCCAAGCUUUUACUCAUAGGAAAUUCUGUUUGUAUAGAGCUGUCUUUUGGGAUACCAAUUAAAAACGUUUAUAAAUGCCUGGU